Molecule: messenger RNA, 914 nt
Organism: Fusarium redolens
Lineage: Eukaryota; Fungi; Ascomycota; Sordariomycetes; Hypocreales; Nectriaceae
Product: ThuA-like domain-containing protein
Exons: 1
Coding region: 56-784 (242 amino acids)
Source: RefSeq, a predicted model, not a curated record
GGUGAAAUGAAGUUCUGUUAAUUAUCAUCAGAUCUACCAAAAACUGCUGGCAAAGAUGGCAUCGACAGCAUUUAACUCGAUCAAAGUAUUACUAGUCACCAAAACUUGUGGUUACCGUCAUGACUGCAUUCCCGCCCUGAUCUCAGCCUUCAACUCGCUCCUGUUCGAUGUAAAAGCUACCGAAGAUUCGAGUCACUUACUCUCUCUUUCGGACUUCGACGUUGUGGCUCUCGGGCAUAACACCGGCGAUUAUCUAACUGAAGAGGAGGUCAGCUCUUUGUUGAAUUUUGUCGAGAAUGGCGGUGGCGUUGUAGGCAUUCAUGCUGCUACAUCCGGCUUGAAGACAAACGCCAGGUAUACCAAGAUUUUGGGCGAGGUGUUUAAUGGUCACCCGCCGCCAGAAUGGAUGACUCUUGCGGUCGAAAACCCCGACCACUACAUCAACGGGUACGAUUCUCUUCCUGGUCCGGACUCGGCGCCAGAGUCAGCUCCUGCCUGCCCCGUCAAGACAGAGUCUCUUCCAGCGAAGCAUUUUCCCUGGUUUGACGAGGUGUAUACCUUCAAAUCGCACCCACGUAUUGAAGGCCGCACUGUCUUGCUUUCGGUGCAGGGGGAUAACGAGGAAAGUGCUGAAACAUCUGGCUUUCCGUUGUCGUGGACUCAUACGGUCGGAAAGGGAAGGGUGUAUUACACUGCUCUGGGCCAUUUUGAUGAGGCAUAUAAAGAUACGUGGUUCAUGGGAAGCUUGCGCAGAGCUGUUAUUUGGGCUGCGAAGAAGGAAUGAGGGCAUGUCGUGUUAGUGAGUAUAGUGCCAUGCACUCCAUUCGGGUCAAAUACGCAAGAGAUAUAACUAGGACGCGCGAUCGGCGCGCCCAAUCUCAGUUCUCGCAGCUGCUGUUCAUCAUAAUCGUGCG